AUGACUUUUAUUGGUAAAGCAAUUCACGUUUCAAUCGAUUUGACACUUCUGUCAGUUUGCUUAGCAGGAAUCAAAAGAAAUACAGGACUACAAUUCCGAGUUGAUAAAGUAGAAGACACUAAUGUACAAAGGUACAUAAAUAAAUAUUUGAACUUUGGUGAAUCCAUUUAUGAUUAUUCAGUUGCAACAUGUGGUUCGUCGUCAUAUUUUUCAAGAAAAUGA
Tetrapisispora phaffii CBS 4417 is the source of this 222-nucleotide messenger RNA. It is a transcript of the gene ATG44, whose product is annotated as mitofissin. The coding region runs from base 1 to 222 and encodes 73 amino acids. The record is from RefSeq and is a predicted model, not a curated record. Lineage: Eukaryota; Fungi; Ascomycota; Saccharomycetes; Saccharomycetales; Saccharomycetaceae. The transcript has 2 exons. Gene Ontology annotation, cellular component: cytoplasm.